GGGCGGCGCGCAUGUCAUUUCACAAACUACAUUUGCACUACGCGGCAUCCAAAAUUCUAACCGCACGCGAGCGUAUUGCCGCUAGUUAACUUGUAGGUAUUCUAAGACAAUCAUGAAAAGCAAUAUUUAAGUUAUGAGUGCAGUAGCUAGACGGAAAACACAUCAAGAUGGACGUCCAGAAGCAACAAUUGUGCCCUCGGCUUGUGGACUACUUGACUAUCGUCGGGGCACGACCAUAUACCACUGGGAAGGGCAUGGCUCCAGUUCAGGCCCCGGAGCUGUUACGUCGCUAUCCGCUAACAAACCACGACGACUUUCCACUACCGCUGGACAUGGUGUACUUCUGUCAACCCGAAGGUUGUGUUUCCGUAGCUCAGCGAAGACAGUUGGCCCAUUUGUCUGCUAGAGAUACCACUUCCUUCGUCUUCACGCUAACUGAUAAGGAUUCAGGAAGAACGCGUUACGGUAUAUGUGUGAACUUCUACCGAGCUGUGGAGCGGGCUCCCGUCCCAGGACCACGAGACCGUGGUCUUCUGAGGCGGGAGUCCUGGCGAAAGUCAAUGGAGAAAAGUUCAGACUCUGCCUUUUCCAGUGACUAUAGGAGCAGCAAUUUAGCGCCGAGUGAUUCGGAAAGAGAAUGCAGUGCACCGCGUUUCGCAGCAGCUCCAGAUUCUGAAAGCGGUGGGGAACAUACCCCAAGCCCUAGAGCUACAAGGAAACGACAGCGUAUACGCAACCAUUCCUUAACCUCCCUCUGCCUCCUGUCCCAUCACCCCUUCUUUUCCACGUUCCGCGAGUGCCUCUUCAUCCUCAAGAAAUUGAUCGAUGCCUGCAACGAGUCUUCCAGUCCACGGCGCGUUGGUGCGUCCAGACAAAUAUUUAGAGAUACAGUAUGGUCAGUAUUAACGGGCCAAGCGUACGACAAUACACCUACAAUAGUAUUACACGAUGUAAAAGAGAUAGAGACGUGGAUUUUGCGUCUUCUCUCCGCACCGGUACCAGUUCCGGGAAAAACAAGAGUGGAGCUAGAGGUUUUAUCGCCGACUGCGCAUGCGCCGCUAGUAUUUGCCCUGCCCGAUCAUACCAGAUUCACCCUUGUGGACUUUCCUUUGCAUUUGCCGUUGGAAUUACUGGGUGUGGACACGUGCUUGAAGGUCCUCACGCUGAUAAUCCUGGAGAACAAAGUGGUUGUUCAGUCGCGUGACUACAACGCUUUAUCAAUGUCUGUGAUGGCGUUAGUCUCUAUGUUAUACCCACUCGAAUAUAUGUUCCCUGCAAUACCAUUGUUACCGAGUUGUAUGAGCUUCGCGGAACAGUUGCUAUUGGCGCCUACGCCCUUUUUGAUCGGAAUACCAGCGACAUUUCUCACUUAUAAAAAGAAUUUUAAAUUACCUGACGAUAUCUGGCUGGUGGAUUUGGACGCGACAAAGCUCACCAGUCCCACGGGGGCUGAUCAAGAAUUGCCACCUCUACCGGAACCAGAAAGCUCAGUUCUAAAAAGCCAUUUGAAACAGGGUAUGCAACUCAUGGGGACAGCUGGAACCGGAGCUUUAAGCAGUCUUACGAGCUCAUCAGCAGAACAGGCUACUGCUCCAAUAAUGCCAUCUAGACGAGAUAGUGUCGGUGGUGCAACGCUCAAAGUCCACACACCGUCAUUCAAAGACAACACACACGGCUCUCAUAGCACACCGGAAAGCCGGCGUGUGUCCGUGGGGAGUGCCACGCAUUCCCAGAGACAUUCGUUUGCAUCCGCCCAUACCCCACAGUCGCAACCACACUCUCCACAGCAGCCUUUCAACCCACUCAUAUAUGGAAAUGAUGUGGACUCCGUUGAUGUAGCUACCAGAGUUGCUAUGGUCCGGUUUUUCAACUCCCAGAAUGUGUUGGCGAACUUUAUGGAACACACACGAACACUGCGACUCUACCCUCGACCCGUGGUCGCCUUCCAAAUCAACAGCUUCCUACGCUCCAGGCCAAGAACUUCAGCAUUUCUUAAUAAAUUUGCUAGAACACAGGCAGUGGAAUUCUUAGCAGAGUGGUCACUAACACCACACAAUGUAGCCUUUCUACGGGUUCAAACGGGCGUAUUUGACCCACGUCAAGUUGGAGACAAACCGAAGUGGUUCGCAGACACAUUACAACCAGUACGAUUUGCCGUUUGGGAUGAUGGGAGCUCACUAAAUGGCGCCUUACGACAGUUGCAACGUCAGGAAAAUCAGCCUACUGACGAAAGUGGUUCAGAUUCUGACGGCGCUGAAAGUACCAGCUCGUCGUAUUCGUCUCUAAGUGAUUUCGUUUCUGAAAUGGCAUCAUCAGAUCUAUCCCCAGGAGGAGGUAUGCAGCACGUUAUAGGCGAAACAUAUAACGCAGUAGUACAAGUACCGAUGACGCUUUCGUCGUCUUUGGAUCCUAAAACAGUGUACAGUCCACCCUCAUCACUAAUGUACGGUGAGGAAACUGAAGAACAAAGGGGUCAAGCGCGAGAGUCCACGUCUCCAUCACCGUCACCGUCCAGUUCAGAACACAGUGAUCUCUCUGAUGAUGAAGUGCCAGCCAAUACAGAUAUAGGGCAACCUACGCCUGUCAAGAAAAGUGACACGGACAGUGGUAGUUUUGGUCGUGAAUCCGACUCGAAUUCAACAACAACCCCAGCGACGGUGGUGCGCGCGAGACGCGAGCCAAGCCCCGCCCACGACAAUACGGCUCAUGCGCGUACGCAGUUUGCUAACCGCACUAAGAGUUCAGGUGGUGUAUCAAGACAGGCGUCUCAAACUUCACUAUUAGAACAAUUUGCAGCUCAGGCCAAAGAGUUAGUAAGAGAGACAACGCGACAAAGUAGUCAAGAAGGUUUAUUGGCCCACAUGGAUAAGAAAGGACAGGAACACGGGGAGGAUAAGAAAAUAUUUGCUCCUUUUGAUAAGCUGACUUCGCACGCAAAAAAGGCGGCCGAAGAAGCAUCGAAAAGUGUUCAGGAAGCUUCGAAAUCUGCGCUGGAAGCGAGUAAAACAGCAACCGCGGUUAGCAAAAAUACAUUUGAAGAUCUUACGUAUGUUGGAAAGUCGACUUUGGGCGAUUUAACUAAGAGUGCAAAAGAAGUUGCGGCGAAGAAAGGUUUGCUUAAGGGCGAAAGCCAGGACGGUUCUGGUCCAAUGGGUCGGCGGGAGUCCGGUGCCCUUCAAACAACAACUCUCCUACAAACAACGCAUAGAGAUUUCUUCUCAAACAUAAGUUCAGAUUUAAACGGACUUGCCGCUUCCACGUCUAGCAUGUUUAGUGAUUUCUUUGGAUCUAAAGGAAAACCAGUAAAGGCUCCCGAACCGACAGGUUCGCAUUUGUCAGCAAACUUUGGUCCGUUCUCGCAAGGUGCCAGGGGCUUAGUACAACGCUCGCCCUUAAUUCGUCACUCUGCGCCUACUUCACCAGCGCAAGCGCAGCCCCCAAGGUCACCUAAUACUGAGAACCAGGCUUUCCUUAAUGACUUGAUCCAACACGUCUUAGAAGGCGAAGGCGUUGGAUGGCUGAAGUUAAAUCGCCUAAAGAAACUGAUGGAAGAUGAGUCGUAUAGAAAUAUGGUGCUUAGCAAACUCAAUCGCAAUAUUAACAGGAAGACCACGCCCACGGAUAAAGUGGAAGAUGUGUUUGUAAGCAAGCCAGUCUGGAAAGGGAUGUUAAAAGUCCUUCAAGCCGUGAUUCAUGGGUUGGAGUUCACGUACUCCAAUUUCGGAUUGGGCGGGAUGGCUUCAGUGUUCCAGCUGACAGAAAUGGCUCAUACCCACUACUGGAGCAAGGAAGUGGCUGGAUUGGAGCAAGGCGGGAUGGGAGGGUCUUCUCUUACUGAUUAUCGACAGGAUCUGGACACGCCCUCGACACCGUCAUCAAGAAAAAGCUCGCAAUCUGAUAUGCCAGUGCUUAACUACCCAGAAAUGGAUCCAAACGACGCCCAGACUACAACAGAAAUCUUCAAGGACAUGUUGAAUUCAAAGAGAAAUCUACUUUUCAGCAAAUUAACAUCGUACGAUUCCGAUGUGCAAUCAGAGUGCUCGGUGGGCGAAGGCUCUAUCACGACCAACAGAGUUCUUCACGAACAUCAAUAUAAAUCGAAUCUCUCUGAUACUGACGUCAUGUAUCUUGAUGCCGGUCGCGGUGGAGGCAAACCAAGAGCAGCGAGCGUUUUCUCUUCGAAGUCUGGUACAACCUUUAAGGCACCUGUUGGAGUACCAACGACUUCUCCGCUUACCUCACCUGAUACAGCUCGAACAUAUUUAUACCAGGGGCUGAUAGGUAAAGAAAGAUCUAACCUAUGGGACCAAAUGCAAUUUUGGGAGGACGCAUUCCUGGACGCUGUGAGCCAAGAACGCGACAUGAUAGGAAUGGACCAAGGCGCGAACGAAAUGAUGGAACGUUACAAAUGUUUAAGUGAAACAGAAAGGAAGAGAUUGGAACAUGAAGAGGAUAGAUUGCUAUCAACGGCUCUAUACAAUUUGACAGCUGCUAUGGUUUUGUUCGGCGUUGAAGCAGAUAUUGUGAGGAACAAAGUGCGGAGGCUGCUGGCUAAAAGUCAUAUUGGUCUGGUUUAUAGCCAGGAAGUCAAUCAUCUCCUGGAUGUGGUGCAUAAUUUGCACGGCAAUGAUAUAGAGUUAAAAGCUUUGGGCUCGCGUCAGGCCCGUCGUGCGUCGUUCACAGUGCACGAACGCGACGCCAGUGGUCCAUUGCGUUUUAUGGAGGUUCGCACUGACGGCCUUGUGUUACGCUCUACGCAAGGUACAAUAAUAGAAAGAUGGUGGUACGAGCGACUAGUAAAUAUGACAUAUAGUCCAAAAAUUCGCGUCUUAUGUCUAUGGAGGAAGAACGGUGGCCAAACACAGUUACAUAAAUAUUAUACGAAAAAGUGCAAAGCACUGUACUACAGUAUUAAGGAGGCAAUGGAGAAGAGUGGGCGGAAACAGGAAGCAGCGGAACUGGGAGGAGAGUUUCCAGUCCAAGACUGCGCUUCAGGAGAGGGGGGACUCAUACAGGUUUGCAUGGAAGGCGUCGGGCUACUGUUUCAUCAUAGCAAGGAUUUCGAGUUCUUUGUGAGGCUGGAUCACAUCCGAAAGUGCUUCACACAGAACGGAGGUAUCUUCGUUUUAGAAGAAUUCAAUCCCAAGACAAGGCAAAUAACUCAAAGAAAGUACAAAUCAGUAAUGGCGGACCAAAUUUGUUACGCGGUUCUGUGCGUGUUCUCAUACUUCGCAGCGGGGCAGGAACAGAAAAAGGCGAUUCUGGAGCAAGCCGCGAAGAUACCACCUUCACCACAGCAUCUAUCUGGUGCUACCUCGCAACAGGAGAAGUCUGAAUCAGACAGAAACAGAGAAGAAAAAUGUUCAAGGGAUUCAGAAGCAAGUCGUGAUCGUCCACGUGUGCCUCCCGACAGGCAGACCUCACGGACUCUGCCUGAACGGCCUCAUCAGGCUGAAUUUAAGCCUGAAAGAACUGAUAGGCCUCCAGACCGGAAUUACCCUGAAAAGGCCUCUGAUAAGUCUUACCAAACUCAAAGGACUCUACCGGAAAGGCCUGACGCUAAAACUGAUUUCGUAACAUCUCGUGUGGGCCAGAUUGAAAGUAUAGAAAGGCGAGGCGAGGUUAGGGAAAGUCCCGAAAGAGACAGCAGCAGUAUUCGCAAGGAGAGUGAGCGAGAUAGAGUGCAUCGCACGGAGAGCCUCCCCCCUCGCCGCCCCCCACCUCCGGCGCCCCAACAUCGACUAGCGAGAACUAUGUCGCAUUCAUCGCCACCCAAAAAUCAUGAUCCGCCGACGAUACCACCACGUGUUGGGGCCAGUGUGGUACCGAAUGCGGGCCGCGGUGUGCCGCCCGCGUUACCGCCCAGGCAAAUGUCCGCCGUCGAAUUCAACACCUCACCCAAAUCGUCACCACAGCGCCGGGCACCUGCCCCCCAGCGUCAAGCGUCAACGUCAGGCUUCGCUCAGAGCAACCCCUUCGCAGCUCCCCCCCACCACGAGUUCGUCAUUCCCCCUCGCCCCACUCGUCGCCCCUCCACAGACCGCACUUAAGACACUAAUUAUAAAUAAGUAUCUGUUCUUGUACGUACGCGUGACUCCAAGGCAAAUAGACCCCUUCCGAUAACAGAAUAUUAUUUAAAUACAAUAAAAUCAUUUUAAUUUGCAGCGUAAAGUCUUAAUAAAGAUGUUUAAACUUGAAAAUCAUGUAAUAACAUUUUUAUGAUGAAUUUAUUCGACUGCGAAUUUGCGUACCCGUGCUUAAAAAAUGUCAGAAUAAAGAAAUGAUGAUCGUUGCCUAGCAACGCAUUAGGGAAGCGGCAAACAAAGUUGGAAUAUAUUAUUACACUCCAAUUAUAUUUUAUUUGUAUAUAUUUUAAACGAUGAAUAAUCGGAUUCGGUCUAUUUACUAAAUAUAGACAAUAUUAUUAUUAUAUUUGACUUGAACAUCCUUUGUCGUAUGAGACUGACCAUUCAUAAAGCUUAUAGCUUUAAAGCAGGACUGAUUGUGCAUUGUAAUAUGCACUUUAAUACUCAGCAAUAAAGUCAACUUAAGAGUAUCAAUCAGUCCUGUAUAUAUGCCCUGUUUUGUUUUAGAGUCGAAUUAAGACAGGAGCGUGAGUUGCUAAAAAAAAUAUAUAGAGUCUGGCUAAUGAAAGAUAACGAAAACGCGCGGCAAAUUAAAAAAAAUUUAGUAUGGUAUCCCAAAAAGUUUGAUAUAUUUUGUGGAUUAAACAUACU
This is a messenger RNA of Pieris napi, 6737 nucleotides long. RefSeq names its product MAP kinase-activating death domain protein (gene Rab3-GEF). Gene Ontology annotation, biological process: regulation of Rab protein signal transduction; regulation of apoptotic process. The transcript has 41 exons. Lineage: Eukaryota; Metazoa; Arthropoda; Insecta; Lepidoptera; Pieridae. Bases 168 to 6050 code for a protein of 1960 amino acids. Gene Ontology annotation, molecular function: guanyl-nucleotide exchange factor activity. Gene Ontology annotation, cellular component: cytosol. The record is from RefSeq and is a predicted model, not a curated record.